Molecule: messenger RNA, 294 nt
Organism: Racocetra persica
Lineage: Eukaryota; Fungi; Glomeromycota; Glomeromycetes; Diversisporales; Gigasporaceae
Source: the annotation of a GenBank genome assembly
CCAAAGAGAACCAUACACUUGAUGAAGGCUAACCAACGGGACGUGGGCGUACUGGUUGCACGGCGUACUGGUGUAUGGCAGAGCACGAUACAACCAACGGGACGUAGGCGUACUGGUUGCGUUGUGGAGACAAGUCUAUUUAAAGACCCUGAGGAAAAUAGCUUCUCAGGGUUGUCAAUUAGCGAAAGAACCUCUGAAGAAGUGAAUAAUUUUGGGGGACCGAUUGAUAAAGAAUGUUAUAAUGACAUUCAGGACGAAAUUCAAGAUGAAAUCCAGGAUUUAGAGGUGUAUUAA